Messenger RNA from Lotus japonicus, 2369 nucleotides. RefSeq names its product FBD-associated F-box protein At3g52670-like. The coding region runs from base 1007 to 2188 and encodes 393 amino acids. Gene Ontology annotation, molecular function: protein binding. The record is from RefSeq and is a predicted model, not a curated record. NCBI's taxonomy places the organism in Eukaryota, Viridiplantae, Streptophyta, Magnoliopsida, Fabales, Fabaceae. The transcript has 3 exons.
CUUGAAAUAAUAUAAAUAUAUGAGGUAUAGUGAGACUCAACCAAAAGUAAAACAAGCAACUGUAGUUGAAGUGAAUUCAGCUUAUGUUGCUUAAAUCAUAUGUGGCAGUUUGAGUCCACCAGAAAUAGUGUUUAAACAACCCAGAAAUAGUAUCUCUUUUGCGUCACUUUUUCUUUUCCAUCUUCAUUCUCCCAAUGCUUUGAUUUUGGGUGUUGGGCAUCUUUUGUCUACUGUGAAUUCUUCAGCAAUGAUAGAAGAUUGAAUUUUGGAUAUGGAUUCAUUUUCUUCUCAUAUUCAACACUUAGUGGUGUGUUUGGUAUGUAGAAGAAAAGAGAGAGAAACGAAACUGAGAAAAAAGAAAGGAAGAGAAUAGAAACUAAGAUGAUUUUUAGGGUGCUUGAUCGGAGAAAAACCGUAAUGAAAAGUGUGAGAAAAGAAAAAUGUAUGUUCAUAAAAUGACAUAUGCAUUCUCAAAUAAAAAGAAGAUAUAAUAAAAUAGGCAGCCUCUAGUAUACACCUGGAAAAACUAGUGUAAUUUUACACUAGCAAAUUCCUUCUGCUUGUGCAUUAGAGCAAUUUGAUAGCAGAUCUCAAUUAUUGCAAUGGAUGAUUGGGGGGUGUAUUUGACUUCUGUUUGUACGUCUGUUGCUGUUGUGGGGUACGUGGAUGGCUAAUGGAAUUUGCUAGUGUAAAAUUAUACCAGUGACCCAAUAAAAUAAUUCUUUUUAUAAAACUUGUCUCUACAAAAAAAAAAAAACACUGUAGGGGUAUUAUAGACUUUUAGGCUGCAUAUGAUCUCACACUCUAACUUCCUAGAAGAAAACUAUUUGGCAGUUGAAAAUUGUUGAAUAGUCACCAUCAUCAAACACAUUUUUAGGGUUUAUGAGUUCAUCUCCCCAAGUCCCCACCAGCAAGCGCACAAACUACUCAAAACUCCUCAAAUUGGUUCAGCGUAGUUGGUUGAGCACUGAAGUUGCAUUGAUUUGUGAAGUUGCAUGCAUCUAAAAUGGAAGAUAGGCUCAGCAUCUUACCGGACCCAAUCCUGUGCCACAUUCUCUCUUUUCUCCCAACCGAGGUAGCAAUUGCCACAAGCGUUCUCUCGAAGCGGUGGAAGCCUCUAUGGCGUUCAGUCCCCACUCUCGACUUCGACUACAUUUACGAAAGCAAAGAGGCGAAUUCUCGCUUUAUUCAAUCUGUGUACGCAUUCAUCUUCACCAGAGAUCAACGCCAACCUUUCCACAAAUUCCGCAUCAGAUUAUGGGCGGAAACUGAGGAGUCUGAGGAACCUACCAAUGUCGCUGUUUGGCUUAACUUUGCCGCGCAACGCCAGCUUCAGCACCUUGAGAUCUGCCUCUUCAAUCACCGGGUUCAUUCACUACCACCACCCACCAUACCCCCUGACAUCUUUUUCACUUGCAGCACAAAUCUUGUGGUUCUCAAGUUGCAUGGUUUAAGCUUGAAACCUCUUUCCUCUGUUGAUUUUCCCUUUCUUAAAACCCUGCAUCUCCAAACUUCACUUUUCUUAGAGUAUGAAUGUCUCGCCCUUCUUCUUUCCCGAUGUCCACUUCUUCAGGAUUUCAAAGCAUCAUCGCGUUUGUUUUUUAUCUACAAUUUUUCUGAUGGUAUUCAUUCUAACUGCUUACCAGUACAGUUUUUCCACAUACGGCAGAUUAAUAAUCAAGUCCUGCAUCAUCAUGAAAGCACAAAUAUUUCUGCUUUCACCAUGUUUCGCAAUUUAACUCAUAUGGAAUUCUCCAAUAUAAUGUGUAAUAAGGACUGGCUUAACAUAGUUGAAAUGCUCAAGUAUUGCCCCAAGCUUCAAGUUCUUGUCAUUAAUCAGCAACAUGAUCUUAUCUAUGAGAAUAUUCAAUUUGAAGUCGACUUAAGAGAUUGGCAAUGCUCACUACCUGGUCCUGAAUGCAUUCAAUUACACCUUAAAAGAUGCUAUCUAAAUGAUUAUAGAGGCACUGAAGGUGAGUUUCAAUUUGCAAGAUAUAUUCUCCAGAAUGGAAGAGUUUUAGAGAGCAUGAUAAUAUGCAGUUUCCCUGACGUUAAACAACAGGAAAAGCAUGAGAAUCUUAAAAAAUUAUCCUCAUGCACGAGGCUUUCUCCAACUUGUGAACUUCUCUUUGAUGAACGAGAGACCUGGAAGCUGCCUGUAGUUUGUUCAUUUCUUGCUCUUAACUAGUUAGUAGCCUGAUACAAGGAUAUGGACCUUGUCUUAAUUUUCAAAUCAGUAGAACUUUCUCCUUACUGAUGACUAAUUGUAAAUUUAAGAUAUGGUGCCCAAGUGCGAGACAAUUGUAUUUCAGAUUGUGAUCUUGUGUGAACUUCCAAUCUAUGGUAUUAAGUUUAAAUUCUCUCUCAAA